GCCCAGGGAUCUUCUGCACACCCAGCUGUGGGCAGUCAGGUGCCCAUCAGGGACGCCUAUCAAGAAGUGGGAUUACGUUCCUGGAACUGCUUCACUGCAUUUCAAAUCUCUCAUCUGUAUGCUUUCUGGAUUUACAUUGCAGCUCAUUGCCAGUUGAUUUACGUGUCCAUCUGUAGAGAUCGCUGGACUUGGCAUGCUCUCCUGAAUGGGCAGGGGAGUUCAUCGCAACCAUCUCUACGCCUCUAUACCACUAACUACAGGCUCUGUCAUGUGGUAGUUACAACGAACGCUGUCAAGACAUUUUAUCGAUUGCCUGGUGAUCCAUGCCUGUGGGAAGGACAUGGCAUUAAAAAGAGGCCUGGACCCUGAGCUUAUUGAGCUGCGGGAUCUGAAUGAGAAAAACAACAUAGACCUGAGCAAGAGUGAAGAACGUGGAACUCGACUAGAGAGAGCCAAUGCACUUCGGAUUACCCCAGGAAAGGUGCCAGACAUCCUGAAUCGGGUCAGGAAGAAGCGAAUUUUUGCCAGUGGAAAUGAUCCCAAACUGACAGAAGAAUUAGGAGAGGGUCAUGAUUUCCAGCCUUACACUCAGACUCAGCCUUCUUGGUGUGACCUCUGUGGGGAAUUCAUCUGGGGAAUCUUUCGACAAAGUCUUCAGUGCACAAAUUGCAAGUUCACUAGUCAUUAUCGAUGUCGCAGAUAUAUAAAACUAGACUGCACAGGACUGAAGAAUCAGACCAUUGAACCAGGAGAUCUGAAUGAACUCAGUGUUGAAAAAGACACAAAUGUGGAUGAGCGUACAGAAUGGCAGAGGCAGGUUUUGUCUCCCAGUGAGGUGGAACAAAAGGUCAAGGAAUACAACUCCCAGAUUCACAGUAACCUGUUUAUGACUCUGAACAAAGAUUGUUCUUACACAGGCUUUAUUAAAGUACAGUUAAAGUUGAUCCGACCUGUGUCUGUACCUGCCAGCAAGAAGCCACCAUCCAUUUAUGAUGCUCGAAAAACUUCUACACGGCCUCAGUCAGUUAAAAGACGGACAUCCUUCUAUCUUCCCAAAGACACUGUGAAGCACUUGCACAUUAGCUCAAAAACACAGGCCAGUGAGGUCAUUGAAGCUCUGUUGAAAAAGUUCAUGGUGAUCGACAACCCUCGGAAGUUUGCACUUUUUGAACGUUCUGAAAGGGAAGAUAAUGUCUACGUGCGUAAAUUGUCUGAUGAUGAAAAACCUCUUAGCCUGCGACUGCUGACCGGUCCCAAUGAGAAGAAGCUAAGUUUUGUACUUAAGGAGAAUGAAACUGGAGAAGUUAAUUGGGAUGCAUUCUCAUUGCCUGAGCUCCAUAAUUUUCUGCGGAUCCUGCAACGUGAAGAGGAGGAACAUGUUAAGCAAAUUCUUCAGAAGUACGCUCGUUGUAAAGAGAAAAUGCAGGAGGCACUGGCCAGUUGCACCCCUGGUUGAGUCUGUCCAGCACAGUAAUUGGCCUUCUGGUGUAAGGCCACAGAUAAAGGGUCACAAGGCCAACCAUUCCCAUUGAGUUUGAGCAGAAAAAAUGCAACAAACUUCAAGAAAGUGAAAAAGGCUGCGUGUGGUUGUGUUGUAUGGAUAAUGGAGAUACGUGAAAACACUUGUUUAAACUGUGUGUUCGAAUGGACAAGUGUGUGUUCGAAUGGACAAGUGUUUGAGGAAGACUUGAACCAAAAAGUGUGAGUGAUCUUUUUAACAGAGUGAGCAGUAUAUUGGCAGGAAUGGAGAUCAUCGCGUAAAUGAUCUCCAGACUUUUGCCUAUUUCUGGCCUGCCCUUUGUAAAGCAAAAGAAAAAGUUGUGUGCUGUUAAGAUACUGUUUCAGUUUUCAUUUUGUCACAGCCUGAAAUUUCAGGGGACAAACACAACUCAAGAAUGGAGUGGCCAUUCAUGCCUUCUUCUUUAGGUACUAGAACUUUUUCCAGAUGUUCUCUGGACUUUGCCAUUUGAUUCACGAAUGCAGUCGAGAUGAAGAAAACAUGUUGCUAUAUGUGUUGUUGUGUUUUUUUUUUUUUUUUUUUUUAAUUCUCUGUAUGUACUGUAGAUGCCCGUCAUUGAGUACAUGUUUAGUUGCUGCAAGAAUGCUGGAUUGUGAAACAGUUGAACAUUGGGCAUCAUCUGCAGAAAAACUGUAACAAAUUUUUACAUUGUUGUUGGCUGAUGGUCUGUUUAUUUAUGUUAAUUUGGUUACUGUUAAUUUGGUUACUGUAAGUAUUAAAAGGCCCCAUUAGAAAAGUAUAGGCGAGGAGGAGGGGGACCGCGCAAUACUGUGGUUGUACUGAUGGGCAGAAAGCAUCCUUUUCUAGAAAACAAAUUUUGGAGGUUGGUAACUUCCAUGGCAUUUCAGGACAGACUAAUGUGUGUUUUUGUGAAACAUUGUUCUGAUAUGUCGUCCCUUGAGAUGUUCUACAUAUCUCAAAUCUCAUUGUACAGAGCUGAUGAGAAGGAAGAAAUUUGACUGGUCCUGAACUUUUUUAUCGAGGGAAUGCCUAUUUUAGACUUCACAGUUUGCACCAGGGAGUUUGAAACCUGCAGUAUAUUUCACAGAUGAAUGUGAUGCUCUGUAUGCUGCUGCUGUUCACUUGAGGUUGUGUUACAAUUUUAAAAAUGUUUUGAGGGUGGAGGUUGUUAGAAGUCUGUUUGGAAAGUUUUCCCUUAAAUGGGAUGCUGCCUUAAGAGAGUACUGUACUGAAGGGUUAGAGCCAUAUAUUGUAUACUUUACCUUUCCUUUGCAUGAAAGUGCAGCUGUAAGCUGACGACUACAGUGAAUGUUUCUUUGCUUUUUUUGUUAAUGUUAAGCAGUAAGGUAUUGAAGUUUGUGUGGUGUUGGAGGUUUAUCCGCACUUUUUUUUAUUGUAAAGCACCACUGUCAGUCUUGCCUAUAUUCAAUGGAUAAAACUUCCAUUGAUCCAGACUUUAGAAAAUCUUGUAAUUAUGCAGUGGGCCUUGUGUAAUAAUUUAAGAUGUUAUAUUUUUAAAUAAAAUGUUCUUUGGUUCUGGGUA
Molecule: messenger RNA, 3023 nt
Organism: Protopterus annectens (West African lungfish)
Lineage: Eukaryota; Metazoa; Chordata; Ceratodontiformes; Protopteridae
Gene: RASSF1
Product: Ras association domain family member 1
Exons: 8
Coding region: 341-1456 (371 amino acids)
Biological process (GO): Ras protein signal transduction
Cellular component (GO): microtubule cytoskeleton; nucleus
Source: RefSeq, a predicted model, not a curated record